Fraxinus pennsylvanica is the source of this 480-nucleotide messenger RNA. Lineage: Eukaryota; Viridiplantae; Streptophyta; Magnoliopsida; Lamiales; Oleaceae. The record is from the annotation of a GenBank genome assembly.
AUGGAAGUGGCGACCGGUGGUACAGGUGACUCUGGUGGUGGUGAAGGGGUUGAUCAGAGGAAGCAGUGCUGUAGGACUGUGUCCAGAGGAAAAUGGAGGUGCAAAUCAGAAGCUAUUCCUGGCAAAACUCUCUGCCAGAGCCACGGAAUUGAAUACAAAGCGUUUGUAUCCCGAGAGGAGAAAAGAGGAAAUUUUGAAAUCAUGCCCAUGUUGCUGUGGAAAUUGCAAUUGCAAAGCUUGCCAUUAAGCAGUUGUACAUGGUGCUGUGUAGAAACCAAUGAGAGUAUCAGAGUUGAAAGGUCCCUAACUUCUACCUGUCCUGAGGCAUAUACAACAAGAGCAGAGGUGAAGAAGAAGCUUGCUGUUUUUGCUACAAGUGUUGCGACUACUGAAGCGAGAAAUCUGAUGUCAAAACUAAACUACAUUUUCUUCAUGGUAUUGCCGAUAUAUCGAGUUCUCGUGCUCUACCUAGCACGAUAG